Suncus etruscus (white-toothed pygmy shrew) is the source of this 1761-nucleotide messenger RNA. It is a transcript of the gene NME8, whose product is annotated as NME/NM23 family member 8. The record is from RefSeq and is a predicted model, not a curated record. The coding region runs from base 1 to 1761 and encodes 586 amino acids. NCBI's taxonomy places the organism in Eukaryota, Metazoa, Chordata, Mammalia, Eulipotyphla, Soricidae. The transcript is spliced from 15 exons.
AUGGCGAGCAAAAAGCGAGAAAUACAGUUACAGACCAUCAUCAACAGCCAAGCCUUAUGGGAUGAGAUGCUGCACAACAAAGGCCUGACAGUGAUUGAUGUUUACCAAGCCUGGUGUGGUCCGUGCAAAGCCAUGCAAACUUUAUUCAGAAAAUUGAAAAAUGAGCUGAACGAAGAUGAAUUGCUACAUUUUGUUGUAGCAGAGGCUGACAACAUUGUGACUUUGCAGUCAUUUAGAGAUAAGUGUGAACCUCUCUUUCUCUUUUGUCUUAACGGAAAAAUGGUGGGAAAGAUUAAGGGUGCUAAUGCACCACUUGUUAGUAGAACAAUUCUUACAUUGGUUAAUGAAGAGCAGAAGAUUAUGGAAGGUGAAAUGGUACGCCCUCAGUAUAGUGAAAUUGUACUUGUAGACAGCGAUGAGGAAUAUGGCAGUGAUGGAGCAUCUGAAGGAAUUGAGGAGCUAUACAAUAUUGUCAUCAUCAGACCUGAUGCUGUAAUGAAUGGGAAAACGUUUGAAAUUAAGGAUAAAAUUACCAGGGCAGGAUUUGACAUAGAAGCAGAUGCGAAGAAAUUGCUUACUGAAGAACAAGUAAGGGAUUUCUACGAUAAAAUUAAUGACCAGCCUGACUUUGAAGAUUUUAUCUCUUUCAUGACAAGUACCAUAAGUUAUAUCCUAAUUGUAUCUCAAAAUGAGUUGCCUAUGAAAGAAACAGAUCCUACUGUUGAUAUGAUGCCAGAAGAUCAAUAUGAAAAAGAAGGUAGAAGUUACUCAAAAAUGAAACGAAGCCAGCGGAAUAGUUUACUAGAACACCUAGAAAGGUAUCAACUGUCUUCAUUUUGUGAUAUCGAACGUAAUCCUGAAAAAGUAGACAAGCUGAUUGAUAUUUUCUUCCCUGAUUUUAAAACUAAGAAGAGCCUAAAUUUAGAAAAGAUACUGGUGUUACUUCGACCAAAUCUUUUUCGAGAAAGAAAAGAUGAUGUUUUGAAUGUUAUUCAAGAAGAAGGAUUUAAAAUAUUGAUGCAAAAACAAGUUGUUUUAUCAGAAGAUGAAGCACAGGCAUUGUGCAAAGAAUAUGAACAGGAAGCUUAUUUUGAAGACCUUAUAGAAAACAUGAUCAGUGCUCCAUCUCUAGUCAUUGUUUUACUAAGAACCCAUGGUUUAAAACACUGGAAAGAGAUAAUUGGACCAAAUUCUGUUGAUGAAGCCAAACAAUUUUAUUCAGGGAGUUUAUGUGAUCAGUUUGCAAUGGAAAAUUUACCGAUCAACCAAUUGUAUUGGAGUACUUCAUUAGAAGCUGCUGAAAGGGAAAUACAAUAUUUCUUUCCUGUUGAACACACUUUAGUACUGAUUAAACCUCAUGUAUCACUUGAAGAAAGAGAGGAGAUCUUAAAUAUUAUCAAAGAAAACUAUUUUGAGAUAACAAAAAUGAAGGAAAUAAAUCUAACUGAAGAGUAUGUAGAAAAAAUUUAUUACAGUAUAAGAUCAAAACCCUUUUAUAAAGAUGUGGUGGAAGUAUUAUCUGAGAACAAAAGUCUUGCUAUGAUUCUAAGUAAGUGGAAUGCUGUUGUUGAAUGGAGAAGAUUAAUGGGGCCUGUCAACCCAGAGGAAGCCAAACUGCUGUCCCCAAAUUCUAUUCGUGCCCAGUAUGGAAAGAGUAUUUUGAGAAAUGCUGUCCAUGGGUCAUCUAGCAACUUCGAUGCAAUGGAAACUAUAAGUAAAGUGUUUGAAGAUUUUGUUAUGGAGAAUUCUAGAUAUAACUAA